ACAGCCGCCGCCCCCACCCCAGCCAGGGUGGUGCUUGUGUGGGAAGGACUUUUAAGUCCAGCCGCCAGACCCCUGAUCCGGAGAGACCGACAGGGCUGGCCACCAUGCACAGCUCCUGCAGCCUCUGGGCCGCGCUGCCCCCACUGCUGCUGCUGCUGCUGGCUGGCACGGGCCCCACCUCAGCCCUCACGGAGGAUGAGAAGCAGACCAUGGUGAAGCUUCACAACUUCUACCGUGCCCAGGUGUCCCCACCAGCCUCAGACAUGCUGCAGAUGAGGUGGGACGACGAUCUGGCCGCCUUCGCCAAGGCCUAUGCGCAGAAGUGCGUGUGGGGACACAACAAGGAGCGCGGGCGGCGCGGGGAGAACCUGUUCGCCAUCACCGACGAGGGCUUGGAUGUGCCUCUGGCCGUGGAGAACUGGAACGAGGAGCGCGAGCACUACAAUCUCAGCACCGCCACCUGCGAUCCCGGCCAGAUGUGCGGCCACUACACUCAGGUAGUCUGGAGCAAGUCUGAGAGGAUCGGCUGUGGCUCCCACUUCUGCGAGACGCUCCAGGGGGUGGAGGAAACCAACAUCCAUUUGUUGGUGUGCAACUACGAGCCUCCGGGGAACGUGAAGGGACGCAAACCCUACCAGGAGGGGACUCCUUGCUCCCAGUGCCCCGUUGGCUACAGCUGCGAGAACUCUCUCUGUGAGCCCACGAGAAACCCGGAAGAGGCGCAGGAUUCGCCUCCACGGGUGACCGAGGUCCCUUCCACCCGAGCAGCUGAAGCCCCAAGCUCCAGGGAAACCGGUACUCUGUCCCUAGCAACCUCUGAGAUUCUACAUUUCUCCUCGGUGACAAAGGUCUCGGACUCCCUGGCAACCGAGUCCUCACCUGCCGUAGAAACAAAGGCCCCAUCUUCCUUAGCAACGGAAGCCCCCCCCUCCAUGGCAACAGAGGCUCAAUCCUUCCCGACGGAGAUCUCCUCCGUUCCCGCUGUGCACAUCCAGCCCUCACUGGACGAAGGGCCAGUUAACGUUCUCACAUCACCACAUGUCCCUGUCCCCAAAUCUACGGACAAAGAAGCCAGCAGGUCAAGUGCAACCUCCGUGACCCCAGAGAAAUCUCUGUACCCCAAGACGUCCCCAACACAGGGAGAGAUCCUACCCCAGGCCCAGGUGGAGGCUGAGACCCAGUUGCCUGAGGCAGAGGCCGAGUUGCCUGAGGUUGAGGCCGAGUUGACUGUUUCCAGUGAGGUGGCGGUGCCGGUUCCUCCAGCCCAGGAGCACAGUGGGCCACAGGCCUCACUGAACCACUCGGGCCACCCUGCCUCCACGUCCCUGCCCAACUUCCCCAGGGCCUCUGCCUCGGCUAAUGCCACAGGUGGGCGCACCCUGGCCCUACAGUCACCCUGGACAGGUGCAGGGGACCCUAAAAGCGCUGGCUGGGGUUUGAAGCAGAACUCUGGUCACCUAUGGGGCCCUUUCCUGGGACUGCUGCCUCCCCUGCUGUCGGCUGGCAUAUUCUGAAGGGGACACUCAAAGCCAAGGCCUGAGUCCAGGAGUGCCUACUGCCUUCCCAGGGGAACAGGGAGCUGUGUAACUGCUGUGUCCUCCAUCCUGUCCCCAGCCCUCAAACAGGAGUCCGCCUGGCUGAAGGCCCUCUGGAAGGGAAAAGCAGUGGGGUCCGGCUCACCGGAAACUGCACGCCAGGGCCCUUCCCGCGCCCCUUACUACAGUGUCCCACGGAGGGUGUGACUCUGAGGACACCUGCCUGCCCCUCAGGGUGGGGGUGGGCUACUGUCUGCCCUCAGGCUGCAGGGCUCCCCAUCUGAGUGUCCAGGGGGCUCAGACGCAGACCACGAGGGCCAGGUGAAGGACAAGCCCCACCCAAGUGGGGUUCUGUGGGUGGGGAGGCAGGGAGCAGGUGACCAGCAGACUCCUUGACUCCUGAAUAAAGACAGAGUUGCGGGACAUCCGCCCCCGCCCACCUA
This is a messenger RNA of Mesocricetus auratus (golden hamster), 1978 nucleotides long. It is a transcript of the gene Pi16, whose product is annotated as peptidase inhibitor 16. The coding region runs from base 105 to 1514 and encodes 469 amino acids. The transcript has 7 exons. NCBI's taxonomy places the organism in Eukaryota, Metazoa, Chordata, Mammalia, Rodentia, Cricetidae. The record is from RefSeq and is a predicted model, not a curated record. Gene Ontology annotation, cellular component: extracellular region.